CAACUCACAGCAUCACAGUCACGCCCGACUAGACUAAUAGGAAAGAAUAAAAACAAUACCGUGCAAUUGGGGAAAAAGAAAAAGGAGUUACGGUUCAUCUGUUGAAUGGAAUGGAAUUAAAAUGGCAGUGCUUUUAAAGAAAGGUAUCUACGUAGUGGCUGGUAAGAGGACGCCUUUUGGAAAGAAUGGAGGUUUACUCCGUGAAGUUUUGGCUGAGGAUCUGUUCGCCACUGCGGCUGCAGCAGCCCUGAAGGCCAGUGGUAUAGCCCCUGAUCUCAUAGACACUGUAAACAUCGGGCAGAUUAGUUCAUUAUCACAAUAUGGGAUGUCUGGUCGGCAUGCAGCUCUGAAAGCAGGCAUCCCUGCAGACCGACCUGUUCUCAGUCUAAACCAGAUGUCUGGAUCGGCCUUCAGUGGAAUAAUCUGCAGUGCACAGGAAAUACUUCUAGGAGCUGCUAAAAUGUCCCUUUGUGGUGGCAUGGAAACAUUAUCUUCAGUUCCUUUCGUCGUCCGCGACAUACGUCAUGGUAUACCAUCGGGAAAGACUCCUCAAUUCGAAGAUUUCCUCCGAUUGAGUUACUUAGAUUCUUACUGCAAUAUGUAUUUAAUUGAAACUGUUGAUGUCGUUGCUAAAAUGUAUGGUGUGACCAGAGAAGAAGCGGAUAAAUAUGCUCUGAGAUCACAAAAGAGAUGGAAAGACGCGGACACUAAAAAUAUCUUCAACGAGGAGCUAGUUCCAGUUACAGUAAAAGAGAAAGGCCGUGAAGUUAUCAUGACGAAGGAUGAGUUUCCACAGCCUGACAUCACGUUUGACGAGCUCAGUCAAUUGCCACCUGUGUUCAAAGAUGGACUCGUUACAUCUGGUAACUGCACCGGAGCCAAUGAUGGCGCUGCAGCGGUGGUCUUAGCUAAUGAAGAAGCUUUAACAACCCACAACUUGAAGCCAUUAGCACGAUUGGUGGGCUGGUCAACUGUAGGGAUAGAUCCAGUGAAGAUGGGGAUUGCGGCUAUUCCGGCUACACGGACACUUCUCAAGACUACAGGAUUGUCUAUUGAUGACAUGGAUUUAAUUGAGAUACAUGAAACAUACGCAGCGACAACAUUGAUUACUGCCAGGGAGCUAGGCGUAGAUCACGACAAACUAAACCUUAACGGAGGAGCACUCUCUAUUGGUCACCCAUCAGGGGCAUCCGGAGCAAGAUUGUUAACGCACCUCACGAAUGAGCUCAGACGACGAGGUUUAAAGAGAGGGUUAACAGCAAUGUCCAUAGCUGGUGGGCAAGGCAUAGCCAUGAUCAUCGAGGCUGUUUGAGACGUAAAUCUAAGAUAAGGAAUCUUGAAGAAAUAUGGAGCAUAGUGUUUGAUUUGAAGUACAUUCAAUAAAUAACUUGAACAUUGUGUGCCAAACAAAAAUUGACUAAGCGUUCACUUAUUAAACAAUGCAAAAUAAAUAUAGCUAAUUUGAAAAUGUC
Spodoptera frugiperda (fall armyworm) is the source of this 1472-nucleotide messenger RNA. Its product is annotated as 3-ketoacyl-CoA thiolase, mitochondrial-like. The record is from RefSeq and is a predicted model, not a curated record. The transcript is spliced from 9 exons. Gene Ontology annotation, biological process: fatty acid beta-oxidation. NCBI's taxonomy places the organism in Eukaryota, Metazoa, Arthropoda, Insecta, Lepidoptera, Noctuidae. The coding region runs from base 122 to 1312 and encodes 396 amino acids. Gene Ontology annotation, molecular function: acetyl-CoA C-acetyltransferase activity.